Molecule: messenger RNA, 306 nt
Organism: Porites evermanni
Lineage: Eukaryota; Metazoa; Cnidaria; Anthozoa; Scleractinia; Poritidae
Source: the annotation of a GenBank genome assembly
AUGACUAUACUCAAACAGCUGUGGACAAAAGAAGUUGAGGAGCGUGAAGUAAAGAACAGUUACCAGUACGUUUUCGAGUUGCAAGAGAAGUUAGAAGAUACCCUUAAACUCGCCCAUAGUGAAUUGGAGAAAGCCCAGCAGAAUGGAAAACACUAUUACGACCGCAGGUCUAAAGUUAGGAAGUUUCAACCAGAUGAGAAAGUGGUUGUGCUGCUACCUACUGACCAUGACAAGUUACUUAUGCAGUGGAAAGGUCCCGUAGAAGUUAGUUCAGUAGAAGGUCUUAAUGACUACAAAGUGAAAAUA